CUCUGCUAAUGCUGCCGCUGCUGACAGUCGUGAUAACCAAAGCACGCCAGAGCCUCGUGUACAAAUUACCAUCAGUCCACCGCCAGUUUACCCAGAAGAAGAAAGGGAACUUUACGAGAAUGGAUCGAGCGAGCCAAGAUACAGCUCUAUACAACAGGUGCAAGGUUCAUUGAACAGAGAAAACAGUUUCACACUAAUUGAAAAUGGUAUUGCUCAAAGUUUGGUAAGCCCAGAGCAACGUUCAGGUCGAAAUUCUCGCAUAUCUCAAGGCCGUUCGAUUAUUGUGCUGCCAAAAGACUGCGUUAUUGUGCACACAGGCUCAAAGAAGUCACGACAAUCGCGACAUUCACGGCGUAGCACGUAUGGAGAGAGCAGCACGCACGGUGAAAACAACAUGCUCGAGAUGGGAGUAAUGAACGAUGCCGGACCAACAUCAGACGAUAAUAGAAGUCUUUACUCUUGGGAAAGCUUUUCGUCUUGCUACAGAACCAGCACAGAUGAAGAUUAUGUCUCCGGAAGCAAUCGAAUCAACUGGGAAGAUGAUUCCUUAUACGAAGAGCCUGAUAAAGUGAUUCAUAAUAUAAAAUCGCCCGGAAAAUCGUUUGGACUAGAAAGACUUUUUGCACUACAAGAAUCAAUGAUAAACGCCGAAAAUGAUAAUGAGAACACUGCUAGUGCGAACACAGAAUAUGCUAAUCAGAACGUUGAUAACAACAGGGAGUAUCCUAACGAGAAGGUGAGAUAUGUAAAUGAGAAUGCCGGGUAUCUUAGUGAAAAUGAAAAUGACGCGGCUGACAUCGUAAGUUAUACAAAUCAGGAUGUUUCACAACAAAAUAAUGAUCACAUUGAUGAGGAACAUAUCUAUGAAUCUGCCGAAAGUUUCAGGAGGGACCGCAAUUUGGCCUAUUAUGAAAACGCGUAUGACUUGCCCGAGGACGCCCUCGCAAAGUGUCUUGGGAAACCAAACAAAUUUGCGCUCAAGCAUGUGUUCCACGAAGAAAAUACGGAAAAUUACGAGGGCGAGCCGAGCCUGAAUUUAGGGUUGGAAUUUGUGAACAACAAUGAAGCCAUGCUAGAAGGAGAAGAUGUCAAAUUAAGGCCGACAAGACGAAGUACUUUGUAUUUACAUCAGGUGAAUGAUAACAGUGAUAAUUCAGCUUCAAGUUGUUAAUUAUUUUUGUCAUAUUGCUUUAAGUUCUUCAUCUCACAUGAAAAAAGUGAAGAACAAAUUGACUCUUAAAACCUGGCAUCUAAUGUCAAUGGAAGGGUGAUAUUUAUAAGUUUUUUUCCGCAUUCCGGGAAGUCGUUUCUAGCGACAACAAAGACCGCAAAUAUACGCAAAUUUAUUCAUUUUUGAAAAACCAACCUCCUACUAAAUUUGUGUAUAAGAAAUACACGCUAUAUAUCUCCAUAUUUAGUAGGUAUAAGAAAGUAUAUGGUAAAACAGUCCAAUUAAUAUAUUAUC
Molecule: messenger RNA, 1465 nt
Organism: Dendronephthya gigantea
Lineage: Eukaryota; Metazoa; Cnidaria; Anthozoa; Malacalcyonacea; Nephtheidae
Exons: 3
Coding region: 395-1171 (258 amino acids)
Source: RefSeq, a predicted model, not a curated record